Penicillium macrosclerotiorum is the source of this 1236-nucleotide messenger RNA. Its product is annotated as putative O-methyltransferase. The coding region runs from base 1 to 1236 and encodes 411 amino acids. Gene Ontology annotation, molecular function: O-methyltransferase activity. The transcript has 3 exons. NCBI's taxonomy places the organism in Eukaryota, Fungi, Ascomycota, Eurotiomycetes, Eurotiales, Aspergillaceae. The record is from RefSeq and is a predicted model, not a curated record.
AUGCACGAACUCUCUAUUGGUCAACUGUCCGGCAUUAUUGCCUCAUCAUCUCAGAUCCUCGAAGGGGCUUCUCUAAAGCUGCUACCUAGCACGACACAGGCAGAAGAAGUCGAUGAUGCAAAAAAGACAUUGCUAGAUGCCUGCCGAUGUAUGAUUCGGACUGCCAGCGGGCCAACUGAAGUUCUCAAAGAAAUGGCAUUGAUUGAUAGGCAUAACCUCUCAACUCUGAGAGUGAUCAACCAUUAUCGCAUUUUUGAUCUGGUCCCAGAGGAGGACUCCGUCUCUAUCAAAGAAGUUGCAGCUAAUUGUGGUCUACCAAAGGACUUGCUUUGUCGAAUUCUGCGGCAGGCAAUGUCUUACGGUGCUUUCACUGAGCCGGAACUAGAUCAUGUGGCGCAUACAACCCUAUCAAAGGCCAUGGCUCGCAUGUCUCCACUGCUGUCGUACCAAUUGGAGGUCUGUCUGCCGUCGAGUCUGCGCUUGCUUGACUGGCUUGGGGCGAAAGACCGUGGAAUGCGUUCGCCCUUCCAGAUUGCCCACGACACUACCAAGAACUGGUGGGACUUUGCUGAAGCCAAUCCCGACCUUCUGCAUAAUUAUGGCCAAUAUAUGGCUCUCAUCACUAGUGGAGGUCCGCACGACGUGAGUCACGUUGUGAGUGGAUAUCACUGGGGGGACUUGGGCCAGGAUGCAAUUGUGGUAGACGUUGGCGGGGCCGAUGGCUUCGUAGGCAUACGACUGGCGGAGGAAUUCUCAAACCUGACUGUACUGAUUCAGGACAAUGAGCACCUCAAAGAACGAGCGGAUGCCAGUAUCCCCGAAGCUUUGCUUUCUCGCGUAGUUUUUAUGCCACACUCAUUCUUUGAACCGCAAGGCUCACUUGCACGGCAAGCGGAUGUCUUCUUACUGCGACAUAUAUUGCAUGACUGGGACGAUAACUCCUGCAUAGUCAUUCUGCGUCUGCUGGCUGCUAGUCUUAAGCCUGGUGCAUCAAUUGUGAUUGCUGAACAGAUUUUACCUCUUCCAGGAUCCCUCGACAAGACAACAGAACGUGUCAUGCGCGCACUAGACUUACAGAUGAUGACGCAGUUUGGUAGCUGCGAGCGCACCGCUGUGGAUUGGGAGAAACUUUUCAUUGCUGCAGAUCCCACACUGAAAGUGGUCCGAGUUGUACAACCCAGUGGCAGCGCAGACACUCUGAUGGAGGUGAAGAAAAUUGGCGCAGAUAAAAAUUGA